Molecule: messenger RNA, 3590 nt
Organism: Passer montanus (Eurasian tree sparrow)
Lineage: Eukaryota; Metazoa; Chordata; Aves; Passeriformes; Passeridae
Gene: ADAM9
Product: ADAM metallopeptidase domain 9
Exons: 22
Coding region: 60-2621 (853 amino acids)
Biological process (GO): cell-cell adhesion mediated by integrin; transforming growth factor beta receptor signaling pathway; membrane protein ectodomain proteolysis
Cellular component (GO): plasma membrane
Molecular function (GO): metalloendopeptidase activity; integrin binding
Source: RefSeq, a predicted model, not a curated record
GCCCGGCUGCAUAAGGCCGCGGGGCCGCCGGCCGGACCCAGCGCCCCACGGGAGGGGCGAUGUGGGCAGGGGGUGUCAUGGCCCGGGCCUGGAGCUGCUUCUGUCGCCUCCUCAUCUUCCUCAUCUUCCUCCUGCCGCCGCCGGCCGCGCCCGGGCAGCCCGCGGGUUUCCAGGAGAUUUCCCUGCUCACUUCCUACGAAGUUGUAACUCCACAGAGGUUGGGAAGAGAACGACGAGAGGCUUCCAACAGCUCCUCCAUACAGGACAAGGUGUCAUAUGCUGUUGAGAUUGAGGGAAAAGAAUACACCAUUCAUCUAGAAAAGAACAAAGAACUGCUGCCCAAAGAUUUCACAGUUUAUACCUAUGACAAGGAGGGAAAGUUGCAAUUGGACUAUCCAGAUGUCCAGGAUCACUGCCAUUACCAGGGGUUCGUGGAGGGCACUCUGGAUUCCCUGGUGGCUGUCAGCACUUGCUCGGGGCUCAGGGGUUUGGUGACAAUAGGGAAUGUCACCUAUGGCAUUGAGCCCAUGGAUCCCUCUUCUGCCUCUAAACACAUUCUGUAUCGACUGGAUAAUGUGAAGAAAGAGCCCUCAGCAUGUGGAGUAACCACUGGAGACCAGGAAGGGGAACAUGCAGAGGGAGAUCUCCAUCCCACUAUGACCCAGCUGCUGAGGAGAAAGAGGGCGGUCCUGCACCAGACAAGAUAUGUGGAGCUGUUCAUAGUUGUGGAUAAAGAAAAGUUUGAGGAUUUUGGGAAGAGUGAAACAGAAGUAAGAGAACAUAUGGUGCAGCUGGCAAACUUCCUUGACAGUAUGUACGUGAUGUUGAACAUCCGCAUCGUGCUGGUUGGUCUGGAGAUCUGGAAGCACGAGAACAUCAUCAGCACGGACGGGGGGGCUGGGGAUGUGCUGGCCAACUUCGUGCAGUGGCGAGAGAAGAACCUCGUCCUGCGCCGGCGGCACGACAGCGCCCAGUUUGUGCUGAAGAAGGGUUUUGGUGGCACAGCUGGAAUGGCCUAUGUGGGAACAGUGUGCUCCAAGAGCCAUGCAGGAGGCAUUAACGUGUUUGGAAGGAUCAGUAUCCAGAUGUUUGCCUCCAUCAUGGCUCACGAGCUCGGCCACAACCUGGGGAUGAACCAUGACGACGAACGAGUCUGUCACUGUGGGGCAAGCAGCUGCAUUAUGAGCUCUGGAGCAUCGGGAUCCAGGAACUUCAGCAGCUGCAGUGCAGAAGACUUUGAGAAGCUGACACUCAACAAAGGUGGGAGCUGCCUGCUCAACGUGCCAAAGCCUGAUGAGACCUACAGCGUCCCCUACUGCGGGAACAAGCUGGUGGAUGCUGGGGAAGAGUGUGACUGUGGCUCACCAAAGGAAUGUGAAAGCGAUCCGUGCUGCGAGCCAGGAACUUGCAGGCUCCGAUCCGGUGCUGAAUGUGCCUAUGGUGACUGCUGCAAGAACUGCCAGCUCCUUCCUGGAGGCACGGAGUGUCGUGCCAGUACCAACGAGUGUGACCUGCCGGAGUACUGCAAUGGCACCUCCCAGUUCUGCCAGCCAGACUUCACGGUGCAGAACGGGCACCCCUGCCACAACCAGGAGGCCUACUGCUACAACGGCGUGUGCCAGUACUAUGAUGCUCAGUGCCAGGACAUCUUUGGCUCCAAAGCCAAAGCAGCCCCCAACAUUUGCUUUGCUGAAGUGAAUUCCAAGGGGGACAGAUUUGGCAACUGUGGUUUCCACGGCCAUGACUACAAGAAGUGUUCCAGCUGGAAUGCCAUGUGUGGGAAGCUGCAGUGUGAAAAUGUGAAAGCCAUGCCUGUGUUUGGAAUCAAGCCUGCUAUUAUCCAAACUCCCAUCAGAGGCACCACAUGCUGGGGGGUGGAUUUCCAGCUGGGUUCUGAUGUCCCAGACCCAGGAAUGGUGAAUGAAGGCACCAAGUGUGGUAAUGGAAAGAUCUGCAGGCACUUCCAGUGUGUGAGUGCCUCUGUCCUGAACUACGACUGUGACGUGGAGAAGCAGUGCCAUGGGCAUGGGGUGUGCAACAACAACAGGAACUGCCACUGUGAAGCAGGCUGGGCCCCCCCUUUCUGUGACUCCAAGGGCUACGGGGGCAGCGUGGACAGUGGCCCUCCAUACAAUGACAAAGACACCUCUCUGCGCAAUGGGCUGCUGGUCUUCUUCUUCCUGGUGCUCCCCCUGCUCGUGGCUGCUGCUCUGGCCUUUGCCAAGAGGGACAGGCUGAAGAGGAGCUGCAGGAGGCUGAUGUCCCGCUGCCACUCGUCACUUCAGUCACCUCCUCCUCGGCCAGACACUGAGCCCAGGGACUACCAGCAGAGAGGCUUCUCCCGUGGCAUGCCUUAUCCUCCAAGAGCUGUGCCCAUGGACAUGCAUCCCAACACCUUUCCUGUCCCAGCUUACCCAGUUAACCAGCACCCUCAGCAGGCUUUCCACCAGCCCUACUACUCCCCGCCGCAGUACCCGCUGCAGCAGGCACCCAGGGUGCCCAGCAGGCCCCCGCCCCCGCAGCAGAAGGUUGUACCUCAGGGACCGCCUCCAGCACAGCAGAAAUGUUUACCUCAGGGACAGUACUUCCCUUCCCGACCGGCACCUUUGCCUCCCAAAUAGCUUUUGGCUCCCCAGGGCCUUUGUGCCAGCUGACCUGUUGGCUGAAAUUGCAGUUCCCCUUCUGGCAUCCCGUGGCAGUGCCGGCAGCCUCCCUCUGCAGCCUGGGACAGGGCAAAGGAGAGAUCCCAACCAGGAAUGUAGAACUUUACACUCAGAUACCUCGACCAAAGCUCCAGGGACUGAAACACCCAGCCUGUCCCUCGCUCUGUCCAAGCUUUGCCGCUGCAGCCAGGCUGGCAGCAGGAGUGCAGCAGCCUGCAGGGAAAUGGUCCUGAAAUCCAGCACAUGGGUUUGGGUUUCCCCAUUUCUGCCACGAGCCCUGGUAAGGAAAUUUGUCCGAUUUGUUGUUGUCUCUCUGACUGUGCAGUGAGGAAUUGGAGUAACCCGUUUGCAAAGCAAGGAGAUCUGGUCAGUUAAUUUACAGUUACUCUGCAUGGACUGGAAAGUGUUUCCCAUGUACACCUUAAUGGCAUAAAUGAAAUGAGGUCUCAGAGGACUUUUUCAGGAAGAGAGAUCUAUUUUAAACAUGUUUAUGCAUGUAUAUAUGUUUAUAGAUGCAUAAUAAUGCACUUAAAUUCUUAACUCCAUGCUGACUGACACUAAGCUGUGCUGUAGGAGCACUGAGUUUAAUGCUUUUUAAUUAGAGAGUGGCUAAACGAGACUCCUGUACUAAUUCCCACUAAUACAAGGAUGGGCAGUGAAGAUAAAGGUACGAGAAGACAUAUUCUGGUUUUAAAAAAUGGGGGGCUGUUAGGUUUUAAUUCAGGUCUAAAGACAGCAGCAGUCCCUGCAGAACACUGGGAAGUGGGAAGUGUCUCUGCCUGGACCACCAGAGCUUCUCUGAGCGCUUUAAAUGGGAACCUGGUGACUGAUGCACCCCAUCCUUUAACAGCCAAGCCCUUGUGGUGUCAGUCUGGAUGAUUCUGGGCUGCUGUGUGUCAGACUAGGCUGCCCUCUGCUCCUGCACCA